AUGGCCCUCGUCGCCGGCUCCUACGAGCGCUUCAUCUGGGGCUUCUCCCUCAAGGCCCUGGCCGCCGCGCCCCCCUCCUCCGAGCCCCAGGCCCUCGCGCCGCUCUUCUCCUACCCGGCCCACGCGGGGCCCAUCCGCUGCGUGGCGGCCGCGCCGCGGGCGGGGCUCGCGGCCUCCGGCGGCGCCGACGACUCCAUCCGCCUCUACGACCUGCGCGCCGCCGCCGACCUCGGCCCGCUCCUCGACCCCUCCGCCGCCGUCUCCGCGCUCGCCUUCCACUCCAUCGGCCCCGUGCCCCGCAACCUCCUCGCCGCCUCCGACGACGGCCUGCUCCACAUCUACGACGCCGACGGCUUCGCGCUCCUCACCUCGCUCCGCGUCUUCCCGCGGGGUCGCGAGGCCGCCGACGCCCUCGCCGUGCACCCCUCGGGCCGGGUCGCGCUCGCCGUCGGCCGCGCCGGGGGCCUCUCCAUGGUCAACCUCCUCCGCGGCCGCCGCAGCUUCACCUGCCGCCUCGAGCGCCCCGCCUCGGCCGUCGCGUACGCCCAGGACGCCGCCGGCGGUGACCGGUUCGUGAUGGCUGCCGAGGAGAAGGUCACCGUGCAUGACUCCGAGGACGCCAGGAUCAUCCAUGAGAUGCGCUGCGACAAGAGGGUUCUUGCCUUAGCUCCAUCAAAGAAUGGAGCUCUUUACACCGGAGGAGAGGAUCGUGGUAUUACUGCUUGGGAUCUGUCGAGCGGCAAGGUUUCAUCGCGCAUCGAGGGCGCUCAUUCAACUCGUGUAAAAGGGAUUGUCAUUUUCGAUAACCAGAACAACGGAUCUGAAUCGAGCACUUUGGUUGCCUCGGCUUCAUCUGAUGGCAUCAUAAGGAUCUGGGAUGUUCGGAUGAUUGGAAGCGAGAAGCCUACUCCAUUGGCAGAGGCCAACACAAAAGCAAGGCUAACAUGCCUUGCUGGGACAUCAUUGAAAUGA
Messenger RNA from Triticum turgidum subsp. durum (durum wheat), 972 nucleotides. The record is from the annotation of a GenBank genome assembly. NCBI's taxonomy places the organism in Eukaryota, Viridiplantae, Streptophyta, Magnoliopsida, Poales, Poaceae.